CCCCCCCCCCCCCCACAAUUAACAGAAACACUUGAGUAUUUCAGUUCUUAUCUGUCAAUGAUUAACAAAUUGAAAAAUGGGCGAUCAAAUUGAGAGUCUAGAGGAGCGAUUGAAGAGUUUCUUGGGCCAUCUCAAAGCAGAGCAUGGAAUUUUUGAAAGAAUUGUGUACAAAAACAAGAACCAGCAUAGAAGAAGCUCUUACUUUCAGUAUCUUCUAAAGGUGAGAAGGGAUUUGAGGCUUUUGCAAUCAGCUAAGUUGGAGGAGCUACUGACUUCCUGCUUUCAUGUUAUCACUGGAAAGAAACCUAAACAAAAGGUGCAUCUUUUAGAAAGUUUGAAGUGGGGAAAAUGUGAUGGUAGAAUGCCUAAUUUUAUGGAUAGAGUUCUAGGAGCUGCACGCUUACUAUCGCAGAUGGUUGAGCCAAUGCUGAAGGCAGCUACUGAGAUAUUAUUUGACGUUGUUUCAGUAUUCAACAUGGUCUCUUCUCUCUCCCAAAAGAAGCAAUCAGUAAAAAUAACUCAGGAAGGAAUUGAGGUUUUUAGGGAGUACUAUCCAUCAAACAAGGAAUUUGUCACUUUAGAGUGUUUAUGGAAGAGAGAUAAAUUCAUAUUGCUUGAGAGAACACAUAAAAGUAACACAGAAGCUCAAGAUGUGGAUCUUGGAAACGCUUCUGUUAAAACAUCCGCUCUUCUGUAUAAGAGUAUUGAGUCGUUUCUUGGAGAUGAUUCUGACACUGAGAACUUGAAAGAGGAUUGCACUGUUGAAGAAGGUCGUAUUCCUUGUAUCAAAGAAGAUAAGAAGGAUUUAUUUGCUGAACCUUCUAUAGAAAAUGAGAACAGGAUGGAGGUUGAAGGUGGUGUUGACGUUGAACUGAGACAUAAUCCAGCUGAUGGGGGAACUACAGAAGAAAAACUCCCUCCAGAAGGCAGCCUGCUUUCAACCUCAACUUCACCUUCAACCGCAAAAACUUUGACACCAAAGUCUGUUGCAAAAUCUGUGGGAUUUAUCUCGAUUAAAAGACCUGCAACCUCAGAAGCGGCAUUUAUCUCAGUUAAAAGACCCACAGCCUCUACUGCAAGUGUAACAGAUCUUCAUUUUGAGGAAGAUGAAAAGGACAGUAGCAACAAAGAAGAUUCGUUUUUCAAUUUGCUCACUGGGGGAAACCUUAAAGAUAGUCUGUUCUGAUGGUUUUUUGGAAAUCCUAAAGAUGUCAUUUAUAUCUAGUACUUUGUCUUUUCACUUCCUACACACAUGUAACUGCUAUGCAAUUGGAAAAACAAUGCCAAAGUUUUGCUUCGAACUAAUUCAGAUUUACUAAUAGGGUUUGUUUAUUUAUUUAUUUAUUUAUUUUUAUUUGAGAUUAAA
Messenger RNA from Jatropha curcas, 1366 nucleotides. NCBI's taxonomy places the organism in Eukaryota, Viridiplantae, Streptophyta, Magnoliopsida, Malpighiales, Euphorbiaceae. The record is from RefSeq and is a predicted model, not a curated record.